UACAUUGCAGCGAACACUUGAUAUUAAACUCAAGUAUUUAUCUAUAUGCUGACAAUCUGAUAAAAAUAUGAUGUAUGGAAUAUUAUUGUGAACGGUGUAUUAACGACAAAUUACAACCACCCAUGGUUGAAAGUGUGUGUUUAAUAUAGUUAUAAUGGAAAAAAAUUCUAAAUGGAUAACACCUUUUAAAAAGCAAUGCUUCGUAACAAUAGGUGUAUGUCUCAAUAUGUCCGGGCAUGGCCUCGUCAUGGGUUUUUCUGCUAUCCUGCUGCCGCAGCUCCGCAGACCCGACUCUGUUAUACCCAUUGAUGAAUCUUCGGGAUCUUGGAUAGCUUCAAUCCUGGGUUUCGCGUUGGUAGCAGGCAACUUCAUAGCACCGACCAUAAUGGCGAAAUAUGGCAGAAGAACAGCCAACCUGGUCAGUAUUGUGCCAAUGUUGGUCGGCUGGUUCUGUAUCAUCACAGCGACCAAUAUACCAUUACUCCUCUUCGCCAGAUUUCUUCAAGGAAUAUCUAUGGGCAUGAGCGCAACAUUGGGACCAGUUUUAAUUGGCGAAUAUACUAGCCCUAACAACCGAGGUGCAUUUUUAACAAGUAUAUCACUGACUAUUGCAAUUGGAGUCUUAACGGUGCACACAGUAGGCUCUUAUUUACCUUGGCAGACAGCGGCUUUAGUCUGCGCUUGUAUUGUCUUUGUGGAUUUGUUAAUAGUGAUCUAUUCACCAGAAUCACCCAGCUGGUUAUCUGAUCAAGGAAGAUAUGAAGAGAGUAAACGUGUCUUUAGAUGGUUAAGAGGAGAUGGUGAAGAAGAGGAACUGAAAGAGAUGAUAGAAGCCAGUAUAAUCAUUAGAGAAUCAAAGGACGAAGCCAAUUUGUCGGAAUCAUUUCUAAAGAGAAUGAAAGCUAAUAUGGCUUAUUUCUGUAUCACAAUACAAAAGAAAGAGUUCUACAAACCUAUUUUUAUUAUGAUGCAUGUUUAUACGCUAGGACAGUGGGCUGGUGCAAACAUUUUAGCAUCUUACACUACAGACAUCUUCCACAACGUAGUCGGAGAUGGGGUCAAUGUAGCUCUUAUGAUUAUCUUAUUAGAUAUCCAAAGAAUUAUCUCAAAUUCUUGUGCCGUUUAUGUUAUUAAAAAAAUCAAAAGACGUACCAUGCUCUUCAUCACAGUAGGCAUUAACCUUUUUGCGUUUCUAUCAAUCGCUGCAUACACUUAUGCUAAAUCUCAUAACUUAUUGCCAUUCGAUCAUCCAGCUAUUGGUAUUGCACUAAUACACAUACACAUGUUCUCUAUUGCAACUGGAACUGUUCCAUUGCCAUUCAUAAUAGCUGGAGAGCUGUUUCCUUUAGAAUAUAGAAGUUUAGCUGGCGGUAUAAGUGUUUUGUUCUUAUCUUCGAAUCUUUUUAUUACAGUUAAAACUGUAGCUCUUCUAUUUAAAACUGUAGGUAUAUAUGGUGCUUAUUUAUUAUACUUUUUCGUAGUAGGUUACUGCUUAGUUGUAGCAGGAUUGUUACUUCCUGAAACGAAGGACAGAACACUUCAAGAUAUUGAGAAUGAAUUUAGAGGUAGACCAUUAACUGUAGAUGAAUUAAAAUCUGUUCAGUCCUUGACAUCGUGGAAACAGCACAGUAAAGAUAGAAGAUGCAGCAGCCCUAUUAUUUAGUCUUUGGAAUCCUUGGAAUCCUCUAGGGCAGAGGUGAAAUUAUUUAUUUUGUUAGUACAAAUUUUAUGUGAUUUAGUAUUAAUGUCUGUUAAAACAGUAAUGCCAACCUUAAAACUUAUUGUCUCAAAUGAAGAAUUUAAAAAAAAUAUCAUGUUUGUAUUUGGGUCUGUAGAUAGUCAUAUUAAACAAAUAUACGAAAUUUAUGGCUUGUAUGAUAAAGUAAAUAAUUUGUUUAAACCCAUAGAAAUAAUAACAAGAACAUGUUUGGAUCGUAAACAUCUUUCUACAUAAAAACUAUGUUUGUACUAUUAGAUUACACAGUAAAAUAUGAACUUUAAUCGUAAGUGGUAAUUAAUGAUAAAAUGGUAAA
Molecule: messenger RNA, 2033 nt
Organism: Achroia grisella
Lineage: Eukaryota; Metazoa; Arthropoda; Insecta; Lepidoptera; Pyralidae
Product: facilitated trehalose transporter Tret1-like
Exons: 3
Coding region: 155-1663 (502 amino acids)
Biological process (GO): transmembrane transport
Cellular component (GO): membrane
Molecular function (GO): transmembrane transporter activity
Source: RefSeq, a predicted model, not a curated record